Messenger RNA from Falco peregrinus (peregrine falcon), 625 nucleotides. It is a transcript of the gene RBP5, whose product is annotated as retinol binding protein 5. Gene Ontology annotation, biological process: fatty acid transport. The transcript has 4 exons. The coding region runs from base 86 to 508 and encodes 140 amino acids. Lineage: Eukaryota; Metazoa; Chordata; Aves; Falconiformes; Falconidae. Gene Ontology annotation, molecular function: fatty acid binding. Gene Ontology annotation, cellular component: cytosol; nucleus. The record is from RefSeq and is a predicted model, not a curated record.
CCCCCCGCCCCGCCCGGCCCGGCCCGCGCGCGCUGCCCGGCCCCUCUCCGUGCCCUGCGCUGCCCGCCCGGCCGUGCCCCCCGGGAUGCCCCCCAACCUCACCGGCUACUACCGCUUCGUCUCCCAGGAGAACAUGGACAACUACCUGCGCGCUCUAGAUAUCAAUGUGGUCCUGCGAAAGGUGGUUUGCCUCCUGAAGCCCGAUAAAGAGAUCAUCCAUACUGGAAAUCACAUGGUCAUCCGCACGAUCACCUCCCUGCGGGACUAUGUUAUGGAUUUUGACCUGGGAGUCCAGUUUGAGGAAGACCUGGGACCUGUGGAUGGACGCAAGUGCCAGACAACUGUCUCCUGGGAGGGGGAUCAGCUGGUGUGUGAGCAGCUAGGAGAGAAGAGAAACCGAGGCUGGAGGCACUGGCUGGAGGGGGACAAGCUGCAUCUGGUGAGGACGCAGCUUGCUAAAAUCCCAGUUGCAGUGGGUGGGGGACACAGACAGGCAUAUGACUGUUGAAGACGAGGUCUGUGUCCAGGUUUUCCAGAAGGUGAAGUGAGCGCUGCCUGACCAGGACCCCACUCCUGAGGGCAAACUGCCCCAUGCUGAAAAAGAACCGAGACCUGAGCGAGUCGA